Pieris macdunnoughi is the source of this 1494-nucleotide messenger RNA. The record is from the annotation of a GenBank genome assembly. NCBI's taxonomy places the organism in Eukaryota, Metazoa, Arthropoda, Insecta, Lepidoptera, Pieridae.
AUGGCCAGUCCUCCACCGAACCCAAAAGACGAGGCGGGCGGCUCUAAGUUUACGGAGGAGAAGGCAAGUCAUGAGGCCACCGCGCAGAAGAGCUUCAUAGCGCCGCCCGCCUCUGAGCUGCCUUCAAAGCUGGUAUACGUCGCGCGUGGUGGUAGUGGCCGCAGUGUCAAGCACACGUUCCGCACUGUAAAGGUAGCACGACGAGUGCCAACGCUGCCGCCCAAGAAGAUCGAGGCGGCGGGCGGCGAUAGCGCCUCAAGCGAGGCUGGUCCUAGCCGCCCGCGCCGCGACAAAAGUAAGCGACACGGCUGCACUAUUUGCGAAAAACGAUUCUCCAGCCCCGGCAAGCUCAGCCAACACAUCCUGUCUCAUACUGGUGAGUUACCUUUUUCUUGCGACCUUUGUGAUAAGCGCUUCAAUUCAAAAUUUAAACUGGUUCGCCACAACCUAAUACACAGUGAAGCUAGAGCCUUUGCAUGUACAGUUUGUGGCAAAACUUUUAAUCGCAAAGAUCAUCUUACAAACCAUGUUAGGGUGCACAACCCUGUUAAAAAACUUUAUAAAUGUGAAAAGCCAGAUUGUAGGAAAUCAUACACAUCUCAGCUUAGUUAUCGUAAGCAUGCAGCUCUUCAUUCUGCUGAAGAAGGGAAUCUGCAAUGUAAGAUCUGUGAUGAAGUGUUCAGUACCCAACAAGAUAUUGUGUAUCAUCUCAAAGUCCACACUGGGAGUCGUACUGUGAAAAGUGAGACAGACAAAAAGUAUACUUGUGAUCAUUGCGAUAGAAGAUUCUUUACUGCAAAAGAUGUUCGUAGGCAUAAUGUAGUACACACUGGAAGGCGAGAUUUCUUAUGUCCCUACUGUCCUCAGAAGUUUGGCCGCAAAGAUCAUUUAGUUAGACAUGUAAAAAAUGCUCAUCCAGAGGAAUCAUGGAAGUCAGCAGCAGUUGGUACAUCUCGGGAUCCUCUACCAGAUGUGUCUACUUUUGAGGAAACAUUCACUGAUUAUCCAAUUCCUGGAACUGAGUUUGAGCUCUGGAAAGCACCUUCACCAAAAGAAGAGGCAGAUGGUAGAACAAGUGUGCCUGCCUGUGAUAUAAUUGUUGAAAUACCUGAGUUAGAUAUUAAAGUGGAACCAGAAUUAGAUAUAAAGAUAGAGGAGCCACCAUCACCUGCAGAAAUUCUUGAAUAUCCUGUAGUUUAUGUUGUACCCCCACCAUUUUCCCCUACGCCAACGAACUUGCCAUUUAUAACAACACAGCAGUUGAGUGAUGUUGAUGUGCAUUUUGGUUCUGGUAAUGUAGAGUCUCUAUUGUUAGACCCAGGGGAAGGACCAUCAGGUUUGUCAAGAGAAAUGUUAGGUUUACUUGAAGAGAAUGAGCCUAGCUAUUCUGCUGAAGAUAGUAGUAGAAAUCAGCAAAGAUUGCCAGCUUUUACUCAAGCAUUUCAGACUGCUCAAAGUACGAAACCGCCACCCCCACCACCCCCUCCUCAUUAG